CUGGUGUGCAGGUCCCCAGCGUGUGCCCAGCCUGUCAUUCCUGCCAGGAGCCUGGAGCCUCCAUCUGCCAGUCCUGGCUGGGCACUGCUGGUCCCCAUGCCCAGCAGCCCGGUGUCCCCAGAGGUCCCAGACACAAUCUGCAAUGGAGAUGUUCCCCCAACAGCAGCCAGGAGAUCCCUCCAUCCUUGCCAGAGUCCCUCCUGGCUGUGCCUUGGGUAACCACUGCACCACCACUGCCUGGCCAGAGGCAGAGGGGUGACCAGGGCCCCCAGGCUUGCCCAGAGAUGGGGGCAUGGCCACCCAGCCCUAUGCUGCCACAGCCAGCUGCAGCCCUGUGGCCUUAGUCAGAGCCCCCCUGUGUCUCUGUGAUGCUGCUCAGUUCUGUCUGUGCUGUGGAACCAGGGGAAAUAAAGAGCAUUGCCUGGAUGUACCACUCUGUCCUUCCUCUGCCAUCAGGGCUGGAUUGUGCUUUUCCCAGCAGCAAUGUCCCCUCAACCCUCCUCUCCCCACAGAGCCUUCCCAGGGCCAUGGCAGAGCUGGGCCAGCCCUGGGCUCCAGUGCCACCCUGACUGGCAGCGAGGGGCAGUGCCAGGAGCUUGUUUACCCAGCAUUGCUGGUGGAGCAGGGGAAGCUGCAGGGCCGGCAUGGCCAAGGACUUCAGCCCCAACCCUGUCAAUGAGUGACAGCCAGAGCUGCCAGGGCCUCACUGGGUUAAUGAUUGUGGGGGCAGCUGGCCAAGAGCCCCUGGGCACGGGGCAAGUGCGGACACCAGGGACACCAGCCCAGCACACCGGCUGCACCCCCGGGCAGAAGGGUCCCCAGGCCCUGCGGAGGCAGGACACGUCCCCUGCUGUGCCACCUCCCGGGCAUCCAGCUCCAUCAGCCUGUGACGCAGUGCAGGUGGCUCAGUGAUGCUCCAGCAGUGGCACAGGUGUCCCCAGGCUGUCCCUGAGUGCCCUGCAAUACCCAAGGGAUCUUUCCUUUCAUUUGCACCUGGCUUAUCAUGGUAAUGAGUUCUGGCAGUGCUUCAUCCUGGGGAAAUGGGGAUGUGGCAACUGAGCACCCCUUUGUGCCCACUCCCACAGGCACAGGGCUGGAGGAGCCUUUGGCCACUGUCUGUCCCCUGUGGACAUGAGCUUGCUGUGUGUCCUGUGGGUGGAUGGAAACUUGGCUGGAGGUGUGUAAGCAGCAGGUAAUGAUAAACAGGGCUGAGGAGGUGGUGACGGCAGCACUGGCCUCGCUCCUCUCCUGCUCACCCACUGCACACUCUGGGAGAUGUGGUGCCAGGGAAGAUGUGGUGCCAGGGGGAUGAAGGCUCUGCCCCACACAGCCCUCAGCACUGCUGGCUGCCCCACACUGAGCCCAGCUGUGUGCCACCAUCACCACCAGUGGCAGAACACGGAGAUCAAUCACAGUGGUGCUGGCAUCAGCCAUCUCCAACGCCCUGGGAGUGAGGCCAUUGUGCCCUGGGCAGAGCUGAUCCCUCAUGGCUGAUGCUGUGGUGGCACUGAGGUGAACAUGGCCUCACCUCUGGUUUGUGACACCCCAGCAGCACCAGCACCAAGCUCUUCUCCUCCUCCUCCUCUCGUGCAGUGGAUGAACCACCUGGCACCAAAUGAUGAAAAUCUGAGGCUCCUCCAGCAUCACCUCCCAGGCUCUGGGCCCCAGCAGUGCCCGGCUCUGCUCAUCCCCACAGCAGCUGAGCUCACCCCGACCCCAAGAGUGCCCGGUACCCCGGGGGCACGUGCCCCAUCCUGCCCUGGCUGACCAGGAUGUGGUGGGGGUUACCCAUUAACUGCAGGAAUUUCUGGGGAGGAGGCCACUUCGCUGGAGGGACGUGUGGAUGUGGCAUGUGGAAGUGGCACUGCCCUGAGUGCCCGGCCAGCCCCAGCGGUGCCAGCGCUGCAGGGAUCUGGGGGGACGUGGCAGCUGGUGCAGCACAGCUGUGGUGACACGCAGCCACCUCUGCUCGGCCUCAGCAGGAGCCAUGCUGCCCUACCGGACCGAGAGCCCCGUCCUGCCCGGGCGCUGCCCGGUGCGGGGAGGAAGGGUUGUGCACGGGCCACAGUUUGCCUACUGCCCCAGCCCCCAAGCCCUGCACCGGCUGCCGGGUGCCCACGGCUGCCCCUUCACGGUCAGCGCCGUGCCCUGCCCUGAGCACGGCUUCCCCUGCCCUGGCUCCCCCGGGCGCCUGCGCGAGGGCCGCGAGCGCUUCGAGCUGGACGCGCUCCCCUGGCAGGGGCACUGCCUGGGCUUGGACGAGCUGCAGAGGCCAGAGCUCGGGUGCUGGGCCAGGGUCCAGUCCUUCUGUGUCUCCCUUCUAAAGGUGCCCCUGAUGUUUGGGUUCCUGUACCUCUUCGUGUGCUCUCUGGACGUGCUCAGCUCUGCCUUCCAGCUGGCUGGAGGUAAGGUGGCGGGGGACAUCUUCAAGGACAACGCCAUCCUCUCCAAUCCAGUGGCUGGGCUGGUGGUGGGCAUCUUGGUGACCGUGCUGGUGCAGAGCUCCUCCACCUCCACCUCCAUCAUCGUCAGCAUGGUCUCCUCAGGGUUGCUGGAGGUGCGCUCUGCCAUCCCCAUCAUCAUGGGCUCCAACAUCGGCACCUCAGUCACCAACACCAUCGUGGCCCUCAUGCAGGCUGGCGACCGCAGCGAGUUCGAACGGGCCUUCGCUGGUGCCACAGUGCAUGACUGUUUCAACUGGCUGUCAGUGCUGGUGCUGCUGCCACUGGAGGUGGUCAGUGGGUACCUGCACCACGUCACCCGCCUGGUUGUGGCCACCUUCAACAUCCGCAGCGGGAAAGAUGCCCCCGACCUGCUGAAGAUCAUCACAGAGCCCUUCACCAAGCUCAUCAUCCAGCUGGACAAGUCUGUGAUCACGGGCAUCGCGACAGGGGACGAGAGCCUGCGCAACCGGAGCCUCAUCCGCGUCUGGUGUGGCCCUGCAACCCCACAGAUGGCCUCUGUGGGGCUUGGCCCCCCCCCAAACUGCUCAUCCCCUGGGCACUGAGCACUAAGGGCAUGGAGGUCCUUCACAACGUCACCAGGAAAAAGUGGGCAGGUGGCCAAAGCCAUCCAGAAGGUCAUCAACACUGACCUGCCACACCCGCUCAGCUGGCUCACCGGGUACUUCGCCAUGGUGGUGGGCGCUGGGAUGACCUUCGUGGUGCAGAGCAGCUCUGUCUUCACCUCGGCCAUCACACCCCUGAUCGGCCUGGGGGUGAUCAGCAUUGAGCGUGCCUACCCACUGACCCUGGGCUCAAACAUUGGCACCACCACCACUGCCAUCCUGGCUGCCCUGGCCAGCCCUGGGGACAAGCUGGCCAGCUCCUUCCAGAUUGCUCUGUGCCAUUUCUUCUUCAACAUCUCGGGCAUCCUGCUGUGGUACCCGCUGCCCUUCACCCGCCUGCCCAUCCGCAUGGCCAAGGCACUGGGCGAGCGCACGGCCAAGUACCGCUGGUUUGCCGUGCUCUACCUCAUCAUCUGCUUCCUCCUGCUGCCCUCCCUCAUCUUCGGCAUCUCCAUGGCGGGCUGGCGGGCGCUGGUGGGGGUG
Messenger RNA from Zonotrichia albicollis (white-throated sparrow), 3550 nucleotides. Lineage: Eukaryota; Metazoa; Chordata; Aves; Passeriformes; Passerellidae. The record is from RefSeq and is a predicted model, not a curated record.